Molecule: messenger RNA, 1523 nt
Organism: Micropterus salmoides (largemouth bass)
Lineage: Eukaryota; Metazoa; Chordata; Actinopteri; Centrarchiformes; Centrarchidae
Product: immunoglobulin kappa light chain-like
Exons: 3
Coding region: 64-909 (281 amino acids)
Biological process (GO): response to bacterium
Source: RefSeq, a predicted model, not a curated record
CACCUCAUUUUUAAGCUGUUGUCUGCUCUUUCGCUGUGCUCAGUUCUCAAAACCUCUGAGAAGAUGCACCUGUAUACGAUCCUCUUAGGAGUAUUUCAUCUGUCAGCGGUGAUUCAGUCGUCGGCACUCAAGCAGGACACUGGGGUUAUAUCUGCUCGUGUUGGGGACAAUGUGACGUUACAUUGCUUCUAUGACAGCCAAGUGGCGAUGCACUUCUCCUGGUACCGACAAACCUUAGGAAGUGGACCUGAACUUCUGUCUAGUAUUUACAAAUAUGAUAAACCAUCCACAGUCUCCCGCUGGACGAAGAAGAACCCUCGUUUCUCUGUGCAAAGGAAGGAAGGGAUGAAUCAUCUCCACAUCUCUGACGUUCACUUAUCAGAUUCAGCUACGUACUACUGUGGAAGCUCACACUCCAACAUAGUGGACUUUGGAAAGGGAGUCUUUCUAAGUGUCAAAGGAGUCAACAUCAAGGAAAUAGUCCAGGGGCCAACAUCUGAGACAAUCCUGAAAGGAGGCUCUGUGACUUUCAACUGUACAGCACGCUUCGGGACCUGCGAUGGAGAACACAGUGUUUACUGGUUUCGACAUGGAUCUCGCCAAGCAGUCCUUCACGCGCUCGGGGAGGGGUGUAAACAAGUCUCCACAUCAGGGCCUCCUUCACUGAACUGUGUCUACCAUUUGCAGAAGAUGAACCUGACCUCCUCUGAUGCUGGAACCUACUACUGUGCUGUGGCCUCGUGUGGGGAGAUACUGUUCGGUAAUGGAAGCAAGCUGCUCAUCAAAGAUGAUGUUGAAGACCAAGCGGCACAGAUUACAAUCUUAGUCUGGCUCUCCAUAAUCAGAACCGGGCUUCUCUUAUUCUUUUUAACUAUUUGCUUCUUAUUUCACAUCACCAAACGCGGGUGAUGUUUUUAAUGCAGAGGUUGGCUUUCUUAGUUUAAAAUGUUCACUUAGUUAAAAAUAUCUUUUACAGAUAAAAUAUAUGUUAUCACAAAUUACAAAAACAUUUUAUAUCUAGUUUUCUGAAUUUGCUUUUUGGCCGCAUUACAUUUUUCUUCAUAAAAGCAACUGUGACAAAGCUAUUAUUUGUCUCCCACAGUGUCAUUAUUUAGUAGACGAUGUAUAAUUAGGAGAAGCAUACAAAUAAUUUUAGAACAACAACAAAUGUCAAAGCAAAGCAGUCAGAAGAACUUCAGAUCUUGCUCACAUUGAAUCUUUUGUCUAAUCAAGCCAUAAACUUUGUUCCGGUUUUACCAACCACAGCGCUACAUAACAUCUGCAAUGUUUGCUCACAAGCUGUAUGCGGUUAAAAACAAAGAAACACACUGUGUUAUGGAACAUCAGUGAACUUCUGCUUCUUAACAUGUAGUUUGAUCACAAAAACAGGUUCCUGUGAUCCACUGAAAGUCUUGAAAUGAGGACAUCCUGCUUGAAACCGCCUACAAACACAAAGAGAGCACAAAGGCUUAAAAGGGCACACAAUCAAACUGACUAUGUAUCGAAUGUUACCCAAAUUACAC